This is a messenger RNA of Pieris rapae (cabbage white), 1086 nucleotides long. It is a transcript of the gene Tango2, whose product is annotated as transport and Golgi organization protein 2. The transcript is spliced from 6 exons. Gene Ontology annotation, cellular component: Golgi apparatus. Gene Ontology annotation, biological process: protein secretion; Golgi organization. NCBI's taxonomy places the organism in Eukaryota, Metazoa, Arthropoda, Insecta, Lepidoptera, Pieridae. The coding region runs from base 196 to 1008 and encodes 270 amino acids. The record is from RefSeq and is a predicted model, not a curated record.
CAGUGUAAGAGCCAAAGGGAAAAAAAAGUACCUAGUAACAUAAUACAUAAAAUCUAUCUUGAAAUUAUUAUCAAGUCUUAAAGCUGUCUGGCCAAAGUCUGGAUAUGUAACAAAUAAAAAUAAUUGCCUGAUAACGUUUACCAUAUCUGUCAUCGCUUACGUAUAAAUAGGCGAUUCAGAAAAAGUUAAACAAGAAUGUGCAUAGUUUUUAUAUAUUCUGGUUACCAUGAUCCAGAAAGCAACUACAGUUUAAUUUUAGCUGCAAAUAGGGAUGAAUUUUUCGAUCGUAAAGCACAGAAUAUGGCUCCGUGGAAGGAAGACCUCACUAUUUUUGGAGGUAUUGAUUUAGAAGCGGAAUGUCAAAGCACAUGGUUAGCUUACUCGUCGUCUGAGAAGAAGCUUGGUUUACUUCUUAACUAUCCUGAAAUUAAAAAGGAAAGUCCUAAAAGUAGAGGAAAGAUUGUAACUGACUAUAUAAAAAGUAAAUAUACAACAGAAAAUUAUGUGCCCUUUAUGAAAGAUAAUGAAGAUGACUAUAAUGGAUUUAUCUUUGUGACAGUAGAGUUAAGAAAUAAAGAACCCCUUAUUCAAACAUAUACAAAUGCAACACAUCAUUUGCAGUCAUGGAAACAGAAAUGUGUAGGAUUUUCAAACAACUUGCCUGAUACUCCUCUGUCAAAGGUGGUAGCUGGAAGGGAAGGAAUGCUAAAAAUUUGCGAAGAAUAUAAAGCUAUUGAAGAUAAAUCAAAAUUGAUAGAAAGUCUUUUAGAUUUUUUAAAAUCUAAAGAAAGACAUUUACCAGACCCAAUUCUACAAAAUCGAAGACCAAUGGACUACAAAUGUUUCUCAUCAAUAUUUGUUUGCAUACCAUCAGCCCGUUAUGGAACAAGGACACAUACUUUGAUGCUAGUUUCAAAAAGUGGGCAAGUUGAUCUGAUAGAAGUUACUAUGCAAUCACCUAUCAACUUGUCUUGUCCAAGUUGGAAAAGAUCAAAUUUUAAAUUAUAAUUUUAGGAUAAAACUAAAGCCAAAGGAUAUUUAUAAUAUUUUUAAUUGUUUAAAGAAAAAUAUACAUUUCUGUCUAUA